Messenger RNA from Trichoderma reesei QM6a, 2388 nucleotides. Its product is annotated as glycoside hydrolase family 95. The coding region runs from base 1 to 2388 and encodes 795 amino acids. The transcript has a single exon. Gene Ontology annotation, molecular function: alpha-L-fucosidase activity. Gene Ontology annotation, biological process: carbohydrate metabolic process. The record is from RefSeq and is a predicted model, not a curated record. Lineage: Eukaryota; Fungi; Ascomycota; Sordariomycetes; Hypocreales; Hypocreaceae.
AUGUCUUCAGAACACAGACUCUUUUACACCACCCCCUCAACCGCAUUCCCAACCUCGCUCCCCCUGGGCAACGGCCGUUUUGCUGCCUCCGUCCUCUCCUCUCCCUCCAAAGAAGUAUUGAUCCUCAACGAAGUCUCCUUCUGGUCCGGAAAGGAGCAGCCAGCAGGCGCAGGACUCUCUCACAAGCCCGAGCGGGCCAAGGACGAGUUGAGAGAAACGCAGAGAUGCUAUCUCAGUGGCGACUAUGCGCAGGGGAAGAAGAGGGCAGAAAGGUUUCUUGAGAGUAGAAAGACCAAUUUUGGGACCAAUCUAGGGGUUGGAAGACUCGAAAUUGCUGUGAAUGGACAGGAGACUAUUGAUGGCGUUGUCAGUGGCUUUGAGAGGGAGUUGAGGCUUGACGAAGCUGUGACGGAGACGAGGUAUACUCUGAGCGGCCGCCAGUUCAAGAGGCGAUGCUUCUUGAGCCAUCCGCAUCAAGUCCUAGUUGUGCAGUUGGAGGGCGAUGACCUGCAGGGGCUAGAGAUUGAAGUCGAUGUCCAGGGAGAGAACGAAGCAUUUACUUCCAAUGUCAACGCCGAUGGGAAGCUCGAGUUCAACGUCCAAGCUCUCGAAACGGUACACAGCGACGGAACCUGUGGUGUCAAGGGCUACGGUCUCAUCGCGGCAACUGUCGAUGAAGGAAAAGUCCAGCGUCGAAAUGGAAAACUCGUCAUCUCGGCAAAGAAGAGCAUAACCAUCUUAGUGACGUUCAACACCGACUACGCCGAGCCUGGAGACGCAUGGAGAAGGCGAACAGUUGCACAGAUGGACGCGGCUCUCGAGCUGUCUGCCUCUGAUCUCUUUCAAGCGCACCUCCAGGACUUCCAGCCGCUCUAUCGCCGGGUGAGCAUCUCUCUGGGAUCUGAAUCCUGUUCGACUGCGAGCGCUCCAACAGACCAGCGUCGGCAGAGCUUCGAGGCUUCCGGAUAUGCUGAUGCCGGCAUGUUCGCGCUCUACUUUCACUACGCUCGCUAUCUUACCAUCGCCGGCACCCGGCAUGAUUCACCCUUGCCGCUGCAUCUGCAAGGCUUGUGGAACGACGGGGAGGCCUGCAAGAUGGGCUGGAGCUGCGACUACCAUCUCGACAUCAACACGCAGAUGAACUACUUUGCGAUUAUGAAUAGCGGCCUGUCCGAUCUGAUGCAGCCGCUCAUCAACUACCUUGUACGUCUUGGAGAGAGCGGCCAAGAUACAGCCCGCGUCUGCUAUGGCUGCCCCGGCUGGGUCGCUCACGUCUUUAGCAAUGUUUGGGGGUUUACAGAUCCCGGCUGGGAGGUGUCAUAUGGGCUCAACGUGACGGGCGGCCUUUGGCUGGCGAGCCACCUGAUUGAAAUGUUUGAGUAUUCCCUGGAUGACUCCUUCACGAGGAACGAGGCGUGGUCGGUGCUGUUGGGCGCGUCCAAGUUCUUCCUCGACUACAUGAUUGAGGAUCCAAAGACGGGGUGGCUGCUCACGGGUCCCUCUGUGAGCCCGGAGAAUAGCUUCUUCGUUGUCAAGGAGGAUGGAGAGAAGGAGGAGCACUAUGCGGCACUGGCGCCCACUCUCGACAUCGUCUUGGUUCGCGAUCUCUUUGCAUUCUGCGAGUAUGCUUUGACAAAGCUGGACUGUCAGGAGUCCAACUACAAGGAAGACGUUCGGAUGUACCGAGAAGCACUGGCGAAACUGCCCCCUUUCCAGAUUGGCAAGAAUGGCCAACUCCAAGAGUGGCUGCAUGAUUUCGAAGAGGCACAGCCCUAUCACCGGCAUCUGUCUCACACAAUGGCCCUCUGCCGCUCAGCGCAGAUUUCUGCCCGCCAUCAGCCUGAUCUGGCAGAGGCGGUCCGCGUGACCCUUGAGCGAAGGCAGGGCCGUGACGAUCUCGAGGACAUUGAGUUCACGGCUGCCCUGUUUGCGCAAAACUACGCCCGGCUGGGAGACGCAGAGAAGGCCGUUGCGCAAAUUGGCCACCUCGUGGGGGAGCUGAGCUUCGACAACCUGCUGAGCUACAGCAAGCCGGGCGUGGCCGGCGCCGAAAAGGACAUCUUUGUCAUUGACGGCAACCUAGGAGGCGCCGCGGCGAUUGCCGAGAUGCUGAUCCGCUCCAUCAUUCCUCGCCUGGGAGGGCCGGUCGAGGUUGACUUGCUGCCGGCCUUGCCCGCGGCUUGGGCUGAGGGAAACGUCAAGGGGAUGAGGAUCCGGGGAGGGCUGGAGGCUGAUUUUUCAUGGCAGGGCGGGAAGCUGGAUGGGGUGACGCUGAGGGCGUCUGCGGCAUCGUCCGUGGUGGUAUUUUAUGGCGAGCAUCGGUUCGAGGCAACGUAUCAGGCCGGAGACGUGAUGAGGCUGGGGCCGACGCUGGAGCGGGAGGGUUGA